Messenger RNA from Mustela erminea (ermine), 2793 nucleotides. It is a transcript of the gene C13H18orf63, whose product is annotated as chromosome 13 C18orf63 homolog. Bases 447 to 2501 code for a protein of 684 amino acids. Lineage: Eukaryota; Metazoa; Chordata; Mammalia; Carnivora; Mustelidae. The transcript has 14 exons. The record is from RefSeq and is a predicted model, not a curated record.
GCGAGCCCUCAGAGCAAAGGGCGAACGUCCCUGUGGAGAUGUCAGCGUGAGGGAUGCAGAGAGGCAGCACGGAGGCCCUUGUGGGCCCUGCCAUCUGCCGCACCCCUUCCUCACGCCAGUGUGAAGGCCUGUGGGUUCGCCUCACGAGGCGGCGGCUCUGAAGGCGCUGCAGGUUCUCUGUGAGCGGCAGGGAGCGUCGGCGGGGGGCCCGUCCCAGCGCCCCGAGAAGCGCAGCGCAUCUCUGCGGGGCGUGCUGCUGGCGCUAGGGUGGGACGCGGCCCGGACUCCGGCGCGCCCGGCUAAUUCCUGGAGGCCGCGCUCACACAGCGUCGCCAAGCUGAAGAAAGACCUGGAAGGGCUUCCCGCGCGGCCCGUCCCCGCCCAGAGAACACGAGGCCCGCGGGGGGCGGGGCCUGGCAGCUGAGACAUUCGGUCAACAGGAAAAUAUGAAUGAUUCUAGGCAGCAAUCACUGUUCUUCAUCACAUCUCCAGAUUUACACAAACUCUGUGCUGUCAGGAUAAUACUGAGUAAUGAGGUGGCUGAUACUGAGAUUAGAAGUACACAAAUGAAGAUAUGCAGACAAUUGCUGUUUUUGCAUCAAGAUAUUCUUACAUCACCUGUGCCUGGAACAUUAAGCCAAAUUUGGGUAGUGAUGGCGAUACCAUUUUAUAAAGCUGGGAAACUUAAUGCCUAUAUUGAAAAAUAUGGAGCUAAAGUAGAGGCUCCACAAAGAGUAAUUCCUGUAAUUCUUCAAAACUGCCUUUCAUAUUCACUCACAGCUAGACUUACUCCAGCCUGGAAUAAAAUUGGCCAUCUCUUGGUGCAAGGAAGAGAAUUUCUUUCUCAGAUGGGAAAGCAAAGUGCUGUUGUAUUAGACAUCAAUGUAAGCGAAACUCAAGUUUGUCUAAGUAUAGAAGCUUACACAAUCAGACUGCCAUUACCUGAGCUGAGAGAAUUUGGUAUUUCUCAGAGUAUUAUAAAGGAUUUUGAUAAUAAUAAGAAUGCUGUCAUUGAAGGACAUUCAAUUUUGAGCAACUGGUGCUAUGUUUUGCCAAGUAUGAAAAGGGGACAAAUAAUAAGUAUUCUUCACACCACACCCCCUGACUGUCCUUUUCACUCAUAUGAAGAUUUCCAGAUGCACUGGGAUGACCUGUAUGGCUAUAAACUUCCAGAAGAUUGUGGAAAUACUAAAAUAUACUGCAGCAUCUACUUCAAAAUGAUAGGAGGAAAGAUCUUCACAUACCCUCUGAGCUGCAUCAGAAGUCAGCCCAUACAAUUCUUUCCAAGGGUAGAUUUGGAAGGUGUGUUGAAAAGUUUCAUUUCAGACUUAAAAUCUAAACUGCCUCAUAUCUGUGGCUUCCCCAUAAAGAUGACCACUAAACCAUGCUACUACACACAAGAACUAAUGAAGCCGCAUGUACAGGAAAACAAAGUCAAGGCACCUAAUCUGACCACUAAACAGACGUUCAAGUUCUCUCUGACUCAGGCCCCUUCCCCAAGACCUGCUGUGGCUGAGCGUCUUCGACCGUGUUCAGUAGUCACGCACCACAAGGUGGAGCUUUCAGGCAGCCACCUGGAGAAGCCGGGGGUGUCCUCAACUCUGCACCUCCGGCAAGAAGCUGUCCAGAAUAGAAAGAAAUCCUGGUCUGACAAAGCACCCCAAAUACACUUGGAAGUACCAAAGCCCAACAGAGAGAAGAUUCGAGUUCAAGGCACAAAUUUUAGCUCCCAGAAUAAUACUGCCCCCAAAUUCAUACCAGUUUUCAAGAAUCAGUCAUUACAAACGAAUAAAAUUAUCUUAAAACCUGGCAACCUGAAAAGAAAGCAGCAUGUUGUUACAGAAUCUAAAUUGUUUUCACUUAAAAGUAGCAUGAUGCAAAAUGACAAACUGAACUUAGAUCCAGCUGUUAGAAAAAGACCUAAUCAUCACAUUCAGAUGAAUGCUAGAAAUUUAAAUCAGAAUACUUGUAGACUACAAGAAAAAAACACUGGGUCCUGUGAAAAUAUGGUAAAAUAUCCCCCUCUUAAUGAAGAAUCAUCAACUGUGAGUUUAAAUGAAAGUAAAUACCUGUCUGAUAGUUCAGCAUUUCAGAUGUCAGAUAACAGUUCAGGUGUAAUAAACAGAGCUGUUGAGUUCCAAGUGAAUGGAAAAGAACAUUUAACAAACAAAUAUAUAACACAAAUUUUAGGGGAAGGACACAAGUCACGAAAAAUAAAGAAACAACCACACAUUUUUGAAUCAGACACAGAAAUGGAAGAUCCCCAACUACUACAGCAACAAUCAGUAAAUCAAAGUAUAAAAGUUAAUGUAAAUGAUCACAAACUGAUAAGCCAAACAACCCAUAGGUCUAAAAGAAAAUUGUGUCAAGAAUCUUCAAAAACUUCAAAAAGACUUUAUUCCAAUACUCUGCAUUAUGGACAGUCCAGUUUCUCUGGGAACAAGGUACCUGAUGUGGACAAAUCAAAAACUCAGAAAUCUGUCAUCAUCCCUAAAGCUUAGAACAUGGAUGUGAAGGGAGGAAAUGUCCACCAGAGAUAACCACUCCGAACAGGGAUGGACAUUCAGACACACCUGUGAGCAUGGACUCAGGCUCCAUCCCUGCUGUGGAACCUCCUUUAUCACUUCACAGUUGUUGUUUUCAUGGAUGCCUAGUAUUUAUUCCAUGGUUUGUGGGUAUAUUAUAUGCAUUGCCACUACUGACUGACACUUAAGUUCUUUCCAUUUUUUCACUGUGGCAACAAUAUUCUACAUGCGGUUUUGAACAGGGUAUCUGGGUGGCUCAGUUAAGCGG